AAAUGAUAUUUUUUUCUGUGUCCCUUUGUGUUUCUAAUACUUAAUCUAGCAUGUAUUGAUGAUGCAAGUAUAUUCAACACCAGAUUGGAUUUUGGUACUUUGGCCUUUGUUUCAAACUAAGUGCAAGGUGUAUUGCAAUCAGUUUUUUCAAGGUACAGUUGAAAUGCAGUGCACCUGCUCUCCUAAAUAAUGAUUUAACUAUAUGUUGCUGGUUUUGCUAGUUUAGUCACAGUUCUUAUGGAGGCAUCUUAGAAGGCCUGGUAUAUAGGGGGGGGAGGAUGCUGUGAUGAUUAGCGAACUGAAGUUGUUGCAGAGAUGAUGGAGACUAUGGAUAGCACAGAGAGUGUGUUCUUUUGUGUGAAUACACAUAAAAAAAAAAAAGGUGUUCUAGGACAGGAGACUGGGCCAUGUGAUGUAUGGUGAAGUUGUAGUUCUCCUAGGAAAGGGUAGUGGCAUAGGGCAUAAUUGCAUAGAAAUAGCCUUUUUUAGCUCUACUACUGAAGGGGCAAUGCAUUUAUAUCUUCAAAGGAAAAACGUGUAUGUGUGUGCACGUGUGCAGUUAGUUAAGAACUGUUAAUGCUCUGAACACUACAUACAGCCUAAUGUGAUAACGCUAGCGCAUGAAGUUGAGUGAUUUCAAACAACCCUUGAAAUGAUAAUGCACUGCCAGUUAUUAAGCAUUACAUUACAUUAUCUUACUCUUGUUUUCAGCCUUGGUGAAAGAUUAUUACUAGUAAUUACAGCUUGACUUCACGUUUUGCAAUGAUGUGAGAUUAAGCUGCCAGCACAAGUUGGCUUCAGGAGCAUGUUGCAGAUCUUAGUAGAAGUAUUUGUGGAAUCAUCCCAGGAUUAAGUAGCAUCUUUCUGCCACGAAUGAACCCUUUUGUCUUGAUUGAUAUUGCUGGAGCUCUAGCUCUUUGCAUUACAUACAUGCUCAUUGAAAUCAACAACUAUUUUGCUGUAGACACAGCCUCUGCUAUAGCAAUUGCUUUGAUGACAUUUGGUACCAUGUAUCCCAUGAGCGUCUACAGUGGGAAAGUACUACUCCAGACAACCCCACCCCAUGUGAUUGGCCAGUUGGAUAAACUUCUUAGAGAGGUUUCAACUUUGGAUGGUGUUUUGGAAGUUCGAAAUGAGCAUUUCUGGACAUUGGGUUUUGGCACAUUGGCUGGAUCAGUACAUGUCCGAAUUCGGAGAGAUGCAAAUGAACAAAUGGUACUUGCCCAUGUCACUAACAGAUUGUACGCAUUGGUCUCUACCUUGACUGUUCAGAUUUUCAAAGAUGACUGGAUCAGACCUACCUUAUCAUCUGUGCCUAUUGCAAACAAUAUUCUGAACAUUUCGGAUCAUCAUAUUAUUCCAAUGCCAUCUUUGAAAGCUGCUGAUAAUUUGAACCCUGUUACGUCCACUCCAGCUAAGCCUGGCAGCCCACCGCCAGAAUUUGCUUUUAAUACACCAGGCAAAAAUGUGAAUCCAGUCAUUCUUUUGAACACGCAGACAAAGCCCUAUGGAUUGGGCUUGAAUCAUGGAUCCACACCCUACAGCAGUGUACUCAACCAAGGACUUGGAAUACCGGGAAUGGGAGCAACUCAAGGAUUCAGAACUGGUUUUACAAAUGUCCCAAGCAGAUAUGGAACCAACGCUCGUGGUCAACCCCGACCAUAAUAAACACCAUUAUUUAUUAUA
Messenger RNA from Neopsephotus bourkii (Bourke's parrot), 1686 nucleotides. RefSeq names its product solute carrier family 30 member 6 (gene SLC30A6). NCBI's taxonomy places the organism in Eukaryota, Metazoa, Chordata, Aves, Psittaciformes, Psittacidae. The record is from RefSeq and is a predicted model, not a curated record. Gene Ontology annotation, cellular component: membrane. Gene Ontology annotation, molecular function: monoatomic cation transmembrane transporter activity. Gene Ontology annotation, biological process: transmembrane transport; monoatomic cation transport. The transcript is spliced from 7 exons. Bases 874 to 1665 code for a protein of 263 amino acids.